UAUCUCUGCUUGUGUGACGCCUGACCUUUAACCUUUAAAGUCAAGCCUUGAGAGGACCUUGCUGUUACAAACUUUUAACAGACAGACCAACACGUCCACCUAAGAAGCAGGAUGUCUGAUCUCCCUGCUUUCCCCCGUAUGUCUUUCCUGUUGCUUUGCAUUCUGGGUAUGACCUCGGUGACAUCUGGCUUUCCUCAGCCUCGACUACCUCUCAGAAGUCCUGAUGAUUCAGAAGAACAUAAACGAGAUGAUUGGGAUGUCCUCUUCCCCUCCAUCUCUCUCCGUGAUUGGAGCAUUCAAAUGAUGUCAGCGCUCAGCCUCCAAGCAGCAGCCGACAGUGAGACAGGACAGAUAAGAGAGUAUUUGUUUGCCCCUGAGAGGGCAGAGGCAAGCAUGGAGAGGGCGUGGCCUGCUAAAUGGUCGUCUCAGGGUGCCAGCACGGUGAAGAGGAACAUGGUGGUGGCUGAUGAUGCUGCCUUCAGAGAGAAAAGUAAACUCCUCACCUCCAUGGAGAGACAGAAGUGGCUCAACUCCUACAUGCAGAAACUACUGGUGGUUAACUCUUCAUGAUCACUUAGUAUUUACAACCUUUAUUCAGAAAAUCAAACCACUUCUGUACCCUGUACGGGCACAAAGCUUUUC
Cottoperca gobio is the source of this 642-nucleotide messenger RNA. It is a transcript of the gene pth2, whose product is annotated as parathyroid hormone 2. The record is from RefSeq and is a predicted model, not a curated record. Gene Ontology annotation, biological process: neuropeptide signaling pathway. The transcript has 4 exons. Gene Ontology annotation, cellular component: extracellular region. NCBI's taxonomy places the organism in Eukaryota, Metazoa, Chordata, Actinopteri, Perciformes, Bovichtidae. Bases 112 to 570 code for a protein of 152 amino acids.